UAUUAAUUUCCCCUCAUAAAAGAGGGAACAAAUAAAAAUAUAUAGGCUUUUCAAUUAAAGAAAGACUCCAACCAACGGCGGCUCUCUCCAAUCAUUCGGUUCUCCCUCUCAUUUCUCCCUCUUUUAUCUUCCUUUUAGAUUCUUGAAUUAUCCCCCGAUUUUUAUCCGAUUCCAUCCCAUCGCCGAUCUAUCCUCUUUACAUUUUCAUCUACCCAACGAUUUUUUCCUGAUCUAAAAACCUUUGCUUCGGAGAAAACUAGGCCGAGGAACAGCAUAGCAAAAUCGGCGGUUGUCGGUUAGGGAGGAAGGCAAAAAGAAUGUCGGCCGAACAGAAAGAACAAGAACCUAACCCUAACCCUAAUGGUUGCAGCAACGGCAAUGAAAAUUUGAACACUGAAAGUGAACAUGAAGAAAGACAAGAAGACAGACAAGAACACGAACAGGAACGAGAACAGCCGCCACGUCAGUCUUCGACAAGAACUCCUUUCACUAAUCUCAGUCAGGUUGAUGCUGACCUGGCUCUUGCUCGAACCCUACAAGAACAGGAAAGGGCGUAUAUGAUGCUUAGGAUGAAUAAUGAUGGUGGGAGUGAUUAUGGAAGUUGGGAGGCUGGGAGCUAUUUGCAUGAUGAUGACGAUGAUGAUGAUUUUGGGGAUUCCCAUGAUCAUGAUAUUACUGACGGCGAUGAUGAGGAUGAGGAUGAUGGUGAACAGGAGGAUGAAGAUGAAGAGGAAUAUGAUGGGACUGAUGCCGAUGAUGAUGAGGAUGCGUUUGAUGUGCAUGCACAUGCUGAGGAUGGUGAUGAGGAUAACAACCCUAGUGCUGAACUCGACCCAGCUGCUUUUUCGAGUGAUGAGGCUUUUGCUAGAGCGCUUCAGGACGCUGAGGAAAGAGAAAUGGCUGCUAGAUUGUUGGCCUUAGCUGGGAUUAAUGAUAGAGAAAUUUUUACAUUAGAGGAUCAUGGAGGUCACUCCCAGGAUACAUGGGAAGAAGUUGAUCCCGAUGAGCUUUCGUAUGAGGAACUCCUUGCACUUGGUGAAGUUGUUGGAACUGAGAGUAGAGGGCUUUCGGCUGAUUCACUUGCCUCCUUGCCUUCCAUAAAGUACAAGGCAGGAAGCAGUCAGACAGGAAGCAAUGAUUCGUGUGUCAUAUGCCGUGUAGAUUACGAUGAUGGUGACUCCCUGACAGUGCUUUCUUGCAAGCAUUCAUAUCAUCCUGAGUGCAUAAAUAAUUGGUUGAAAAUAAACAAGGUCUGCCCUGUUUGUAGUGCUGAGGUCUCAACCUCGGGUCAGAGCUAGUACUUUGGGAAUACUCCUUCGAGCCACAAGGUCGCAGCGUCUUGUUUUAAUACACGCAGAAUGUACCAGUUCUUUAUGGUAAAAGACAUGUAUCUACAACAUCCAUUCCUCUAUUAACUUGUGUUCACCUUAUGGGAAUUAGAAAAAUGACAAUCACCAAAUUGUGUUUGAUUUUCGCAUGAUGUUUAGAAAUGGCAGCCUCACCCAUUGAACAUUGUCAACAUCUCCUUGGAUCAGGAUUGUGUAUAAUGUUUUAAUAUUUUGGGUAAAGGAAAUAUCCAUUUAAGAA
Molecule: messenger RNA, 1587 nt
Organism: Gossypium arboreum
Lineage: Eukaryota; Viridiplantae; Streptophyta; Magnoliopsida; Malvales; Malvaceae
Product: E3 ubiquitin ligase BIG BROTHER-related-like
Exons: 7
Coding region: 318-1298 (326 amino acids)
Source: RefSeq, a predicted model, not a curated record